CAGCUUCUCAGCUUCAGUGAAACAUCGUCAGGUCAGAUCACUGAGAAGAACAAUGGAAGGCACAUCUCACUGUCUGAUCUUUCUGAUCUUCUUGCUGAGCUGCUCAACAGAUCCAGUCCUCCCAGUUCGUCUGACUGUGAGUCCCAGCAGAUCUCAGUUCUUUCUAUAUGAACCUGUGAUUCUGACCUGUGAGGAUGAAAACAGAUCUGAUGGAUGGACUGUGAGGAGAAACACAAGCAGAGAGAUCAGGAACCGAUGUGGAGAUGGAUUUGGUAACUUAGCUGUUUCUACCUGCACCAUCAGUUACCUGUUCCCAUCAGAUACUGGUCUGUACUGGUGUGAGUCCAUGUCUGGAUCCUCCAGCAGCAGCAGCAGCAUCCAGCUCUCUGUCUCUGGUGGAUCAGUGAUCCUGCAGAGUCCUGUCCUCCCUGUGAUGGAGGGAGAUGACGUCACUCUGAGCUGCAGAGCAAAGAAUCCAACCCACAACCUCCCAGCUGCUUUCUAUAAAGAUGGCUCCUUCAUUGGUGAUGAAACUACUGGCAACAAGAUUCUCAACUCAGUGAAGAAAUCUGAUGAAGGCCUCUAUAAAUGUAAUGUCAAAGGUCAUGGAGAGUCUCCAUCCAGCAGGAUCUCUGUCAAAGAGAAACCUCCAACCACCUCUCCACCUUCCUCCUCCUCCUCUCCACCUUCCUCCUCCUCCUCUUCCUCAGGUGAGCAGCUUCUCCUUCAGCUCUGAGUCUUGAUGUUUACAGCAGACGGUUAUUUAGCAGCUUCUUCUUUCUAGAGAAACUCACCAACAUCUCUGAGUCUACAGUCACACCUGGUCCAGGUUCUUCCUCCAUCCUUCUCAUAGUGGAGCUCCUUGUUAAAUCUGGUUGUGUUUUGGUUUUCCUGGUGUUGCUGGUUGUUCUGGUUUUACUGGUGAAACGACUUCAUAACAAACCUAAGGUGAUGAAGGAGGAAGAGGAGAGGAUGACAUCACUUCCAGAAACAUCAGGAUGUUCCAGAGGAAACAGAAGAAAAGCAAACCAGGAACAGGAAAUG
Xiphophorus maculatus (southern platyfish) is the source of this 1044-nucleotide messenger RNA. RefSeq names its product high affinity immunoglobulin gamma Fc receptor I-like. The record is from RefSeq and is a predicted model, not a curated record. The coding region runs from base 53 to 736 and encodes 227 amino acids. NCBI's taxonomy places the organism in Eukaryota, Metazoa, Chordata, Actinopteri, Cyprinodontiformes, Poeciliidae. Gene Ontology annotation, biological process: cell surface receptor signaling pathway. The transcript has 6 exons. Gene Ontology annotation, molecular function: transmembrane signaling receptor activity.